AUUGGCUGCUCUUUCUCAACCAGCUCACUUGGGGGAAAGAUAAUUAAGAUGGAGAACCAAAUAACUAAUGUGAAUGAGUAUGAGGCAAUUGCAAAGAAAAAAUUGCCAAAGAUGGUUUAUGACUUCUAUGCUUCUGGUGCAGAGGACCAGUGGACUCUGAAGGAGAACCGAGACGCAUUCUCAAGGAUUCUGUUCCAACCGCGCAUUCUUAUAGAUGUAAGCAAGGUAGAUAUGACAACAAGAAUUUUAGGCUUCAAGAUUUCAAUGCCAAUCAUGAUUGCUCCCACAGGCAUGCAAAAGUUGGCACAUCCUCAGGGAGAAUGUGCAAUAGCUAGAGCAGCAUCAGCUGCUAACACUAUUAUGACACUAUCAACAAUGUCUAAUUAUAGUUUUGAGGAGGUUGCUUCAACAGGACCCGGCAUUCGUUUCUUCCAACUCUAUAUGUUUAAGGACAGGAAUUUGGUUACACAACUUGUGAGAAGAGCUGAAAGGGCAGGUUUCAAGGCAGUUGUGCUCACUGCGGAUCGUCCGUUUAUUGGUCGUAGGGAGGAUGACAUCAAAAACGGAUUCAGAUUGCCACCAAACGUGACACUAAAGAAUUUUGAGGGAUUGGAUUUUGGGGAGAAAAAUAAGGCUGGUAGCUCAGUUUCUCAAACUCGUCGCCAUAUUGAUCCAUCUCUUAAUUGGAAGGAUGUGAAGUGGCUUCAAACGAUUACUUCAUUGCCGAUUGUAGUGAAGGGUGUACUAACUGCUGAAGAUGCAAGGAUAGCCGUACAAGCUGGAGUUGCUGGAAUAAUUGUUUCUAAUCAUGGUGCUCGCCAACUUGACUAUGUUCCUGCACCAAUCAUGGUUUUGGAAGAGAUAGUGAAAGCUGUAGAAGGAAGAAUUGGUGUAUUUGUGGAUGGUGGAAUCCGCAGAGGGACAGAUAUUUACAAAGCAUUGGCUCUUGGAGCAUCUUCUGUAUUUAUAGGAAGAGCAGUGGUGUUCUCAUUAGCUGCAGAGGGUGAAGGUGGUGUGAGGAAAGUACUGAAGAUGCUUAGAGAUGAGCUUCAACUAACAAUGGCACUAUGUGGCUCUCCUUCACUCAAACAUAUAAGUCGUCACCACAUUUUCACUCGAUUUCCUUCCAACUUAUAAAUUUCAUUUUUGUAUAUCUUAAGCUACCAACUUCAAACCUUGAACUUGUAAUGGACGAGAGUGCACACAUGUUGCUGUUAUUUCUCAUUCUUUUUAAGAUGUGUAGUGAGUGAAAUUGUAGGAGAAUGUGCAACAGCUAGAGCUGCUACAAUUAUGGUUUCUUCACUAGUCACUGUCAGCAGAGUAAUUUUGAUAACUGCCAUGGCAAUAAUGAUGCUUCCUUCUUCUGUUUUUCUAUCUAAUAUAAUAAUGCAGCAAGGAUAGCUGUAGAAAAUGGAGUUGCUGGAAUCAUUGUCUCCAAUCAUGGAGGAUAAAAUUGAAUCACAUUAUUGAAAUUUUGUUGUUAACUAUAAGUAGUAGGUUAUGGAAACCAACGAGUAGUUAUGCUCAUUUUGGUUGAAUCCCCCUUGUCUAUGAAUUGAUAGUGAGAGGUGCGGAAAGGAGAAGCUGGUGUAGAGAACAGAGAUGCUAAGCUUUUGUUUGGACUUUGGAUAUAGGGAAAAAAAAGAGAAAAAAAAAAAAAGUGAAGUUAGUCUAUGUCUUGUUUGAA
Messenger RNA from Arachis stenosperma, 1687 nucleotides. Its product is annotated as glycolate oxidase 1-like. The record is from RefSeq and is a predicted model, not a curated record. Lineage: Eukaryota; Viridiplantae; Streptophyta; Magnoliopsida; Fabales; Fabaceae. Bases 49 to 1137 code for a protein of 362 amino acids. Gene Ontology annotation, molecular function: FMN binding; oxidoreductase activity. The transcript has 12 exons.